Molecule: messenger RNA, 968 nt
Organism: Drosophila willistoni
Lineage: Eukaryota; Metazoa; Arthropoda; Insecta; Diptera; Drosophilidae
Gene: Prosalpha3
Product: proteasome subunit alpha type-4
Exons: 3
Coding region: 79-867 (262 amino acids)
Biological process (GO): ubiquitin-dependent protein catabolic process
Cellular component (GO): cytosol; proteasome core complex; nucleus
Source: RefSeq, a predicted model, not a curated record
UAAUUGGGUCACACUAGGUGAAUGACAAGUAAUUUCUGCAUUUUGCUUUUCGCUAAACACAAACCGUAAAAAUUAAUAAUGGCUCGCCGAUAUGAUUCCCGCACCACAAUCUUCUCGCCAGAGGGACGUCUUUACCAGGUCGAAUAUGCCAUGGAAGCCAUUUCUCAUGCCGGCACUUGCUUGGGCAUCCUAGCAGAGGACGGAAUCCUUUUGGCCGCUGAGUGCCGUAGCACAAACAAGUUGCUGGACAAUGCCAUUCCCUCAGAGAAAAUCUACAGACUAAACGAAAAUAUGGUCUGUUCGGUGGCUGGCAUUACAGCAGAUGCCAAUGUUUUGACUGCAGAGCUGCGCCUUAUUGCUCAGCGCUAUCAAUUCAGCUAUGGUGAAGUGAUACCUUGCGAACAGCUCGUCUCACAUUUGUGCGACAUUAAGCAGGCCUAUACUCAGUAUGGUGGCAAGCGUCCCUUUGGCGUCUCAUUGCUCUACAUGGGCUGGGACAACAAGUAUGGAUAUCAACUAUAUCAAUCAGAUCCCAGUGGCAACUAUGGCGGUUGGAAAGCUACUUGCAUUGGCAACAAUUUUGGCGCCGCCAUAUCCAUGCUAAAGCAAGAGUUGGCCGACAAGGAGAACAUUAAGCUAGAGGAGGCCAAGGAUUUGGCGGUGAAAGUGCUUAGCAUGACUUUGGAUACUACCAAGCUGACGCCGGAGAAGGUGGAAAUGGCCACUCUGCAACGUGUGAACAACACGACAGUCACUAGCAUUCUGGAAAAGACCGAUGUCGAGAAACUAAUCGAGAAGUACAAUAAACUGCAAGCAGAGGCUGAGGCCGCCAAAAAGGAGAAGCAAGCCCAGCAGACGAAAUCUUAAGAUUUAAUCUUAAUUGGUAAUGUUAUUAGGGGCAUUCUGAUUGGUGAUUUUGUAUUCUGGAAAUAAAUUCAAACAAAUAAAAUGUUCAUCAUGUACUUGUA